This is a messenger RNA of Aspergillus puulaauensis, 1935 nucleotides long. Its product is annotated as Zn(II)2Cys6 transcription factor. Gene Ontology annotation, biological process: positive regulation of transcription by RNA polymerase II. The transcript has a single exon. The coding region runs from base 1 to 1935 and encodes 644 amino acids. Lineage: Eukaryota; Fungi; Ascomycota; Eurotiomycetes; Eurotiales; Aspergillaceae. Gene Ontology annotation, cellular component: nucleus. The record is from RefSeq and is a predicted model, not a curated record. Gene Ontology annotation, molecular function: zinc ion binding; DNA-binding transcription factor activity, RNA polymerase II-specific; transcription cis-regulatory region binding.
AUGGGCUCGAAUCGGUCCCAUACUCGCUCCCGCACAGGCUGCCUGACCUGCCGGCGGCGCCGCAAGAAGUGCGAUGAACGCAAACCGAGCUGUUGCAACUGUGAGCGGAACAAUCUAGAGUGCGACGGAUACCAGGCCCCUGUGAAGUGGAUAUCUCACGCACCUACUACUGGCAUGACACAUAGCAAGCGCGCUAGCGAGCCGGAUGAGGCCGUGUCCCCUAUUAUUGCUGCUGGCGACGACUCGGAGACGAUAGAUCCUCCCACGAUGGCACUGGACUCUGCUCGGGCGGGGGAGAGUGGCUGCCGAUCGCGUGGCACUCAAUCCCAAGAACCUCUGGUAAAUUGCAGAGGACUUCCGCGGUUACGCCUUCGCUCCAGUCUAUCGCGCAGUCCCCAGCCUUCGAUUUCAUCAAGCCCUGUCUCCUCCGUGGCGCCGGCCUUCCCCUUUCUCAUCAAUGGGAUCCGGACCGCUGACGACAAACGCCUCUUGCACCAUUUCACUCAUAUGCUAUCCCCCAAGCUUGUCCUCCAUUCCGAACCAGCCAGAAAUCCGUUUAAUCUCAUUGUGCUACCCAUGGCACUACAUGACCAAGAUGAUUGGGGUCUCUUUGAUCUUUUGCUCAGUUUUGCGGCAAGCCACCUUGUCAGGCUCCUGCUCAAGGAAUCAGGCCACCAGCCCACCGACGAAACUCGGCGUCUUCAGAAGAUCAAGUGGACUCGCUACGGGCACGGUAUUAGGCGACAUGCAAAGAACCUUUCUUCGAUUUUGAACCGUGGCGGGAGCUCGCCGGAGAACACCGUACCCAGUGACGACGACAACCAAAUCAACUAUGCCCUGGCCACCACAAUGCUUCUAUGCCAGUGGAGUACGUGCGAAGGAGGAGAUCAAUCACCCUGGAGGAUUCACUUGAACGCCAGCCGGGAGCUUGUGCGCAGGAAGGUAGAAGGCUGGCACGGUGCCUCUGGGCCUCUGUCGGAGGCCAGCCAGAUGCUGCUGGAGUGGUUUUUCUUCCACGAUGUCAUCUCGAUGGUCACCUUCCCUAGUCGUUCAUUCUAUAUCGACUUACAAAGUGGAACUGUAGAGACUGUUGGUAACUCCAGUCCGUCAGACACCUUGCCUACCAUAUUUAAUAGGCGGCCGGUUUCUGAAAUACUCUGGAUUGGUCCUAACGAUGGACUCCUUGAGAUCUUAGAGCGUAUUCUAGCCCUUCGACAAGGCCAGGUUUCAAUACCUGAGGGCACCCAUGACGAACAUUCCUUGGAUACGUCCCUCCAGCUAGAGACGUCACGGACAACACCUACGCGUAGGUCGUCGGACGCUCAUUCUUCUUCUGGCAGGGCAGGUGGUUUUACUGCAUCCAGAAGGAUGUCUAAUGUACUCCGUGACCAGUCCGACAAAGGGUUUGACGUAGAGCAGUUCUUCCAGGUCCUCGCGAUUGAAGAUGCUCUACGAGCCUGGUGUUUCAACUAUCUCAACCGCCAGCAAUUGGCUGUAGGUGCUAGCUACCAAUGUGCUGCCUACAUUAUGCUAUACUUUACCCUCUAUCAAACAUACCCCUCGGACGACUCUAACGUGCGAAAUUGGGUUGAGUCGCUCAUGCAGCACCUUGGUGCUAUCUCAGAAACAGAUAAUGCCCAAACCUGUGCGCUCUUCCCCUUGUUCAUCUGCGGUGUCACCGUGAAGAAUCCGCAGGAUCGCGAAUUCGUCAUUGAAAAGGUCCAAGCAUACAGCCGCUGGUCGGGCAUGGGCUAUAUUGACGACGUGGUCAGAUUUCUGAUGGACUGGUGGCAGGAGCAAGAUCGUCUAGAUGCCGCCUCGUCAGCUCAUCCUUUGCCAACCUUUGCCGAUGCAGAUCCUGGCCAAUCCACGCCGAGCUGGUGGGCGUGGCAGUCUUUCAUGAGACGGAGGGAACUGCAGCUUAUCUUAAUCUGA